UUGGUCAGCGUCCCACGUGGUUGAGGGGUUGGACGGCCGCUGGUGGUCCGGAGGCUGGAACUGGGUAGAGUGGCUACGAUGAGAGAAGGCCGGACCCCCCGCUUCAGCGACGGCGCCGUGGAGGUGCUGCUGGAGCGGGUGAGGGCCCACAGGGAGAUCCUGUUUCCCUGGGAGGGCAGGAGUGUGCCCCGGGAGUUGGUGCACCAGGCCUGGAUGGACGUCGCUGUGUGUGUGAACGCCAGGAGCGAGGUGCCCAAGACCUGGCUGCAGUGCAGGAAGAAGUUCAACGGCCUGACCUGGACGGCCAAGGAGAAGCUGGCACGUCGAGCGAGAAAGAGGACCAGUACUGGGGAGCGGCCACCCUCCAUUCUAGAUCUCACCCACAUGGAGCAGGAAGCUCUGGACAUCAUUGGGCCCAACAGCCGGAGGAGCAUCGAGAAUGGCGAGGCUGGAGGCCAAGUUUCACAGGGUCUCUCGCAUUACUUGGGCUUUGCUGGGCAUGAAAUCGAGGAGCAGCACCUGAUGGAAGAGGCUCCGUCCUUCCAGUACCACAGCACAGAAAUUGGCGUGUCUGACGGGAGAGAGGGCGAUCUCCAUGAGUCCUCACGAGGUGAAUUAUUCAGCAGUAGUGAGCAGGAGCUGAACGUAUUGGAAAGGACAGUGCAGGAGACAGGCGGCCACAGGGCCAACCCAAUUCCCAGCUAUGCUGAAGAGGACAAAGAUGCUGAUUUCAGUGGCCCAGCCUUUAAAAGAAAGAUCUUCCAUGAGCACCACCAAUUGCUCGAGGCUUUAGACAGCUUGCCCAGGAGCUGCCUCACCCUGUCCGAGAGUAUGGAGGAGUCUGCUUCUAUACUGUGUGGUGUUGUGGCACAAGGGAUCACGAGCCUGCAGUCCACCAUGGAACACAUGGUUAGCUCGGUGGAAGCGGCAGUGAGGCCUCCCGUCCCGGAGCCCGUGGCGCCAGCCUUGGCCUCGUUGAUCGAGGCUCAGACCAGUGCCAUCCAGGCCCUGGCCUGCACCAUCUCCUCAGGCUUGGAAAGGUUAGGGGCGCGCAUCGACCAGGGCUUCAGUCGCCUCAGCGGCCUCCUGGAGUCUGCCUUGCCGUCGGCCAGCGGGGGCACCGAUGAGGCCCGGGACGAGGGCGGUGUGACUUGUACGGCACGAUGCCACACUGCUCAGGAUGUCGGCGCAUCCACACCCUCACUGCUUCCCCGACCACCCACUGCCCCGGCGGCAGCGGCGGUAGCUCCACCCGAAGUCAGGUCCCCUCGCGCAAGAGCUCUUCGAGAUCGCCGACCAUAAGCAUCUCGCGGGACGGGAUUAACACAUUGAAGCUGGAGUGGGAGGCCUUGUAGGAGCACAAGUGUAGGAAAGAGAACAUUGUGGAUAGAUGGGGUGGGCUUGGGAGUGGUAAAGUCUGCGUUAUUGUGUUAUUUCAUAUGAUUUGUAUAAAAACAAUAAAAUGUGACCCGUUUUGCAA
Molecule: messenger RNA, 1480 nt
Organism: Hemiscyllium ocellatum (epaulette shark)
Lineage: Eukaryota; Metazoa; Chordata; Chondrichthyes; Orectolobiformes; Hemiscylliidae
Exons: 3
Coding region: 79-1302 (407 amino acids)
Cellular component (GO): nucleus
Source: RefSeq, a predicted model, not a curated record